Pyricularia pennisetigena is the source of this 990-nucleotide messenger RNA. RefSeq lists its product as uncharacterized. The record is from RefSeq and is a predicted model, not a curated record. The coding region runs from base 1 to 990 and encodes 329 amino acids. Gene Ontology annotation, molecular function: RNA binding. The transcript is spliced from 2 exons. Gene Ontology annotation, cellular component: catalytic step 2 spliceosome; precatalytic spliceosome; U2 snRNP. Gene Ontology annotation, biological process: mRNA splicing, via spliceosome. Lineage: Eukaryota; Fungi; Ascomycota; Sordariomycetes; Magnaporthales; Pyriculariaceae.
AUGAAUCAAAUCAAAGCAAUACAGGCCCUCAACAAAAAGGAAAUUGAGCAGGGAAUCUCCCCCGAAGCAUCAUGGCACGUCGACUACCGCGACACGGCCUUUAUCUACUUUGGCGGGCUCGACGACACGCUGUCCGAGGGCGACAUCAUCACCAUCUUUAGCCAGUACGGCGAGCCCGUGUUCCUCAAGCUGGUGCGCGACAAGGAGACGGGCAAGAGCAGGGGCUUCGGCUGGCUCAAGUACGAGGAUCAGCGCAGCACCGACCUGGCCGUCGACAACCUCGGCGGCGCCGUCAUCAAGGACCGCAUGAUGCGCGUCGACCAUGCGCGGUACAAGGGACGCGACGACGAGGACGACGACGAGUUUCGGGUCGGCUGGGAGGACAUGAUGAAGAAGGAGGGCAAGGUGCUCGAGGAGGAGGAGGAUGACGGGGGUGACGACGAGAAGGUCGCGAGACCCUUGUUGAAGGAGGAGAGGGAGCUGCAAAAGUUGCUUAUGGAGCAUGAUGACGACGACCCCAUGAAGGAGUUUUUGGUCGAGGAGAAAAAGAAGGAGGUCGAGGAGGCGUUGGCUAGGGAGCAGAAGAGGAGCAGCAGGCGAAAGGACAAAGAUGGCAGCAGGUCUUCGCGGCACCACCACCACCACAGAUCCUCGCGCAGACACGGGGAGGAGAGCGAUGACGAGGCAGGGUCGGACAGGAAACGGAGGAAACGGAGGGACGAGAGUCGUUCGCGGGAGAGGAGGCGGCGGGACGAUGACAAGGACAAGCACAGAGAUAGGGACAGUCGGCGACGGGACGAUUCCAAGGACCGGAGAAGGCGGGAGCGGGACGAUGAUGGCCGCCAUCGGAGUAGAGAUCACGGCCGAGAUGACAGUCGGGAUAAGGACAGGGAUAGGCAUGACCGGGAGCGGCAUAGGCGGCGGCACGAUAGUCGCGAGCGCCACGAGCGAAGGAAAGAGAGGCCAAGGAGUAGAUCGCCGAGGGAUUGA